Entelurus aequoreus (snake pipefish) is the source of this 10399-nucleotide messenger RNA. RefSeq names its product LARGE xylosyl- and glucuronyltransferase 2 (gene large2). Gene Ontology annotation, biological process: protein O-linked glycosylation via mannose. Bases 453 to 2684 code for a protein of 743 amino acids. The record is from RefSeq and is a predicted model, not a curated record. The transcript has 15 exons. NCBI's taxonomy places the organism in Eukaryota, Metazoa, Chordata, Actinopteri, Syngnathiformes, Syngnathidae. Gene Ontology annotation, molecular function: xylosyltransferase activity; glucuronosyltransferase activity.
UCCUUCUGAUUCUUCUUUUGUGUCACAAGCCGGAGAAGAGAGACGCGCGCUCUGUGUGUGUCUGGGUGUGGGGUGGGGGGGUGGUCGUGUCUGAUCAUGGCGGAGCUGCAGUCGAGUUGGUCGAAUAUGUAGAUAUUCUCACUACUUUUCUUUUGUCGAGCACAAAGAAAAUAAUAUUUUAGUUAAAUGUAAGUUGUGUCUUGGAUCAAAGAUCCCACCUACUGCCUAAAACAGCAAUUCAAAUCUGCUGAAACAGCUACAAAAGCAACAUGCUUCGACGAAGCUAGUAAAGAGAGACACAGACUCCGAUGUCACUUCCCCUCCACCACCACCACUUAAGGAUUAACUCUGCCUCUGCUCAUCAUUGCAGCACUGAAGUGUGAGGAUGUUUCGUUCUACCUGAGCUUCCUUCCUCACCUUUAUUCCUCAACGCUCUCUGUCGCCAUCCCAUCAUGAACCUGCUGUGUCGUGGACGUCUAAAGCUUUUAGUGGCGUCUCUAACAGCUGUUGUGCUGCUCACCUGGCUCUACCUGCUGUCUGGAAAUAUUGAGAAUGAUCACUCCAUUUUAAUUCCUCCCUGUAUGACGGACACACCUGUAUCUCCAGUCCUGGAACGAGCUGUCCUUGAGGCACGGGUUCGAGAGGUGGAGGAAGAAAACAGACGGAUCAAACUACAGCUCAGCCAAUCACAGACAGGUGAGGGAAACUCUGGCAACCAACAGUGGGGGGCCUCUGCUGACACAGGAUCGAAGGAUGGAUACAAGACAGCAGAGGACAAGAACAACCACACGGACUGUGCAAGAUUGCCCACCGUUCAAAAGUGUGAGAUGAUACACAUCGCCUGUGUUUGUGCUGGACACAACGCCAGUAGAGAUGUGGUCACACUUGUCAAAUCUGUCCUCUUUCACAGGAGAAACCCUCUUCACUUCCAUUUUAUCACCGAUGCUGUGGCCAACCAAAUUCUGAGUUCUCUAUUUCAGUCAUGGAUGGUCCCUUCUUUGCAAGUUAGUUUCUACGAUGCAGAUAAACUCAAGUCGGAGGUGUCAUGGAUACCAAACAAGCAUUACUCAGGUAUAUACGGCCUGAUGAAGCUGACGCUAACCAAAGCCCUUCCACCUGACCUGUCGAAGAUCAUCGUUCUGGACACAGACAUUACCUUUGCCACAGAUAUUGCUGAACUCUGGGGUGUUUUCAGAAAGUUCACAGACAAACAGGUUAUUGGUCUGGUGGAGAACCAGAGUGAUUGGUACCUGGGAAACCUGUGGAAAAAUCACAAACCCUGGCCUGCACUUGGCCGAGGCUUCAACACAGGUGUCAUUCUCCUGUACUUGGAGAGAUUGCGGCGAAUCAAAUGGGAGCAGAUGUGGCGUCUGACAGCAGAGAAAGAGUUAAUGAACAUGCUCAGUACAUCGCUGGCGGAUCAAGACAUCUUCAAUGCCUUCAUAAAGCAGAACCCAGUCUUGGUCCAUCAGUUGCCCUGCUUCUGGAACGUUCAGCUGUCUGAUCACACACGAUCUGAACUCUGCUACACUGAUGUUUCUGACCUCAAGGUAAUCCACUGGAAUUCUCCAAAGAAGCUCCGUGUGAAGAACAAGCAUGUGGAGUUUUUUAGGAACCUUUACUUGACCUUCCUGGAGUAUGACGGAAACUUGCUGCGACGAGAGCUGUUUGGCUGCUGGAGUCAGGCCUGCCUUGAGAGCAUACAACUGCAGAAAGCUCUGGAGGACCUCGACGAGGAUGAUCAGUGUUAUGACUUCCGCCGUGAGCGAAUUACAAUUCAUAGAGUCCACCUGUACUUCCUGCAGUACGAAUAUAUGCUCACUGAGAACGAUGUCACACUCGUGGCCCAACUCUCUAUGGACAGGCUGCAAAUGCUGGAGGCCAUUUGUAAGCACUGGGAAGGUCCCAUCAGCUUGGCGCUUUACAUGUCUGACGCAGAGGCUCAGCAGUUCCUACGCUACGCACAAGCCUCUGAAGUACUGAAGAACCGCAACAACGUGGGCUACCACAUUGUCUACAAGGAGGGCCAGUUCUACCCCGUCAACCUGCUGAGGAAUGUGGCCCUUAAAAAUGCCAACACACCAUACGUUUUCCUGACAGAUGUGGACUUCUUGCCAAUGUACGGUCUCUAUGAGUACCUGAGAAAAAGUGUGGUGCAGUUGGACAUGGCUGGUACAAAGAAAGCUCUGGUGGUUCCAGCUUUUGAGACGUUGCAUUAUCGAUUGUCCUUCCCCAAAUCCAAAGCCGAGCUGCUCUCCAUGCUGGACAUGGGGACACUUUAUACCUUCAGGUAUCAUGUUUGGCCCAAAGGCCAUGCUCCUUCCAACUAUGCCAAAUGGAGAACAUCCACCACACCUUAUAAGGUGGACUGGGAGCCAGACUUUGAACCUUACGUUGUUGUCAAACGAGAUUGUCCGGAAUAUGAUCAGCGUUUUGUAGGCUUUGGCUGGAACAAGGUUUCCCACAUCAUCGAGCUGGAUGCACAGGAGUAUGACCUAAUGGUUCUCCCAAAUGCUUUCAUGAUCCACAUGCCCCACGCUCCAAGCUUUGACAUCUCCAAGUUCCGUUCUAGCACCAGCUACCGCAACUGCCUAAAAACCUUAAAGGACGAGUUCCACCAGGACUUGUCCAGGAAAUAUGGCUCAGGUGCUCUCAAGUACCUUACUGCCCAGAGGAACAUCUAACAAGAUCCUUUUCAGAAGCAAGAAAGCUGAAAAUUCAAGGAUCUCAGACUGGCAAACAUGAUGGUAAAGCUUUGCGGCAUCUUUCAAACGUUCCUGUGCUCGUUGGUUUUACCUAAAUGAGACGAGACAAGAUGGAACGUUGCUUCUCCUAUGGCACUGAUGGAACUCGCGUGUCUAACACAUUGUAAUGAUUUGUUUUAGCAAUCAGGGAUGUUUCUAAACACGAUCCAGUCCGCACUUCAGAGGGGUUAGGUUCAUUUCAAUCAAAAAGGGAACAACAAAAUGGUCAGUCCAACUUUUUCAUGCGUUAUCACUUUUUAAUGUAUUACUUAGCUCAAUUACAGUAAAUACUUAUAUAUAUUUGCAGUGUAAAUAUAAACUUAUGAGAUGUCAUUCAAUUAUUUUAAGCAUUCGUUUGACCACAGUUGAAGGCCAGUUUGAUGUUUGACUAAUUUGUUAUGUGUAUAUAUAUAUACAGUGUUCGUUAUGACUGCAUUAUUUAUUAACGACGUUAUUUAAUAACAAUGCUAGUAACGCCGUUAUGAAAUAAUAUUUAAGUAAUCUGUUACAACGCCGUUAGCGAAAGCUUGAUGGAACAUGGCACGCUACUUUUGAUGUGGUUUUAUUUAUGUCAACAUCAAGACAGCGCCAUAAGCAUAGCAAUUUCAAUGCAGGAAAUAUCUUUUUAGUAGAGAAAGCAACAAGCAGCACCGCAAUAAAAUGAACUUGAUAUUUAAUCAAAAGAGGCACCAUCACACUGUGAAGCAACUGACAACAACAUGCGCACACGUACACGAUGGGAAUAAUGAACAACAAAUCAAUGAUUGAAGUGACAAACUUGUCAUCCAUACAAUACCCCGUUUGUUGACAAGAAGAUAUGACAACCAUCGAAGCAAAUUCAGUCUCUUUAUUAACCAGAGGUAACACAAUACAGUGAACAUAUUCAAAAGAGCUGGCGUCAAAGCCGACACACUGCCGCUGCUAACGGCCAAAACUAACAAACACGGCUACGGCGUUAAAACCCUCGCUGGCGUCACACAUCACUUGGCCUUUUAAAAGCACAGACAAACGCACACUGUGCUUUAUAUAAAAUGUUUAGGAACUGUAAAUGCCAGAUGUUUUUUUUAAAGUAAAGAAAAUUAAAAUUAAUUACAUUUAUUUAAGAGUAAUUCUGUUCGUAAUUCAAUUACUUUUUUGUACUUUUUUUUAUUGUUUAAGUACUUUUUAAAAGUACGUUUUCAGAACACUGUAUAUGUAUACAUUUGAACUUUACAGUACAGGUAAGAACACACUUUCGUUGCAUUAGCUCAUGGUAGUGCAGGAUAAAAGAGCAAUAAGGUGCAGCUACAAAUAAAUAGAUUACUGUACAAAUAAAUAUAUUGCACUUUUGCAUAUGCAUCCACGUUUAUGGAUGUAUGUUAUAUUGUCUUUAUAUUCCAGUGAGUUAAUCCAUUUUUGGGGGGAAUUGAGGGGGUUAUUUUAAUGCGUUCAAGAGUCUUACGGCCUGAGGGAAGAAGCUGUUACAGAACCUGGCGGUUCUGCUACGGAGGCUGCGGAACCUUUUUCUACAGUCCAGCAGUGAAAACAGUCCUUGGUGGGUGUGGGAGGAGUCUCUGCUGAUUUUCUGAGCCCUGGUCAGGCACAACUUUUGCGAUCUCCUGGAUAAGAGGAAGAGGAGUCCUGAUUAUCUUUUCCGCCGUCCUCACCACUCUGCAGAGACUUCCAGUCUGAGGCACUGCAGGCUCCAGUCCAGACAGAGAUGCAGUUGGUCAGUAGGCUCUCUAUAGUGCUCUUUUCAUCCGACGCAAAAAGUGCAUGCGCUGCUGAGCUCUUUUUACAAGAGCUCCGGUGUGUAAGGACCAGGUUAUAUUGUCAGUUAUCUGCACCCCCAGGAACUUGGUGCUGCUUACCAUCUCCACCGCUGUGCCGUUGAUGAAGAGUGGAGUGUGGCUGGACUGGUGCCUCCUGAAGUCGACGAUGAUCUCCUUGGUCUUGUCGGCGUUCAGGACCAGGUUGUUGGUUCUGCACCAGUCAACCAGAUGUUUCACCUCCUCCCUGUAGUCCAUGUCGUUGUUGUCACGGAUGAGGCCCACUACUGUCGUGUCGUCCGCAUACUUCACAAUGUGGUUAGUAGUGGACCUGGCGCAGCAGUCAUGGGUCAUCAACGUGAACAGCAGCGGACUCAGGACGCAGCCCUGGGGGGAGCCGGUGCUCAGGGAGAUGGUACUGGAGGUGUUGUCGCCCACUCUCACAGACUACCACACAGACACGAGAUUUACAAAAACAACCAAAGAUAUAGAAAAAUAUGUUGGGGAAACUGCAGAGAAAAUGUAUUACCUAAAAUGUUACUAGAAAAGUGCAGACCCCACUACCCAACAACAAGUCGGCUGCUAGCUGUGUAUCCAAACGAAGAACAGAGUUUCAACUUUGUCCAAAACUUGUCAAUGCCAGGCUUGGCCGCUGAUUUUUCUUGGAUGGACCUACAUUGUUAGAGCAAAACUGAGAAAAUGUUGUAUAGAAAAACAAAAAAGAUCAGCAAUCAAACACUGGGCAAAGUAGCGCAAUGAGAGGUAAUAACACUGUAUCAAAAGAACAAAUACUAUGGCUUCCAUGACAGCAGAGAAACAAUAGUAAAAAGUAACGACCUAAACCUUACAGAAACGAAGAGCAAAACAUUGACAGAACAUCCACAAAUUAGAAAGAAGACAUAAUAUAAAAGCUAGAAAACAAGGAAGUGGUGGCACACAAUACAGAUUUUAGGUUAACAAUAAUCUGGCGUAUUCCUGGUGUGGAUGGGCACUGGGUUUAUGAAUGAGUUGUUUGCUGAUUGCAUUCCCCUACCUGGUUGCUCCGCCCCCUGUCACCAUACCAAGUUGCCUGCAAACAGUAGAGGACUUUAAACGCCUGACUGGAAACAGGAACUGAUCAAAAACUGAUCAGAGUUUGUUGUAAUGCAGACAAAAGAUUUACUGUGCUCUUCAAAAUAAAUUAACACACAGCCAUUAUUGUCUAACUUAAUCCUCUUGGAUAUGGAAUUAAUCACCUGUUACUGGAAUUCUAUUGUAUUCCUCUGUCAUGACAUCACUGCUGGAACUGAUGCAUGUUGCACACCUUAUGCACCUCCACCUUUCAUUCUUCUCCUUGUGGAUGUUCCGCAAGAGUUUAUUUGUGUGCAGGUGUUUGUCUUCAUCUUCCUCAGCACUUGAUCCUCUUGAAAGUGUGUUUGGAUUCCUUAUCAAUGUCACUACAUGUUGGAAUACAUUUUGGCACUCAUUGAACCGCUGCUCCGUAGCGCCAGCAGCACUCAUGCAGCUUCAGACCUUGAGGCAAGGCACAAUUAUCUCGCCAAAAGAGCAGAAAAAGAUGCUAGUUUACACAAUGCAUGAGAUGUUGCUGGUUGUUCUGCCUCAUUAAACCUGCAAAGAAAAAGGGAGAGGAUCAUGAUCUGCUUUACGACGUCACAGUGCAUGUUCAAAUGUAUCGUCCCUCAAAGCACCGCAGCUUCUCCAGUGCUGACAGCACUCAUGCAGCCCCAUACUGUGACGAUAACACCACCAUGCUAGACUAUAGGCAAUUACUCACAAAUAUUUCCACAAUCAUGGCGUGUUGACUCAUGUUACUGCUGCGCAAGCUGUACACUGUAAAAUAUAUUCUACUCUAUGGUAAAUGUGAGGGCUGUUUCACUUUUGUGCCACUACUUCCUUCUGAGCUACUACUAAACUACUACUCCUACUCCAGAUUUUUGUGAUCAGGGUCAUUCUGUAUGAAUCAGUUAAGUCAGAAGUAGAAUUGUUUUAGAGCAUCUUACAAUGCAAGUUUUGCCUGGAUGCUUUUACACCAACUGGAGAGCAGUUGACAUUUUCGAUUGUAUGUACAGCUGGAGUGUCCAGACGUAUUACACACAGAGUCGCGUGAAUAACAAUUGAAGGAUGGGAGGCACUUCGAUACAUUUUGUAGAUUCAAGAAGCUAAACGCAAUCCUCAGUAAAUCAGUACAUCAGAAUCAGCUUUAUUGGCCAAGUAUGUUUAAAAUGCCAGUCGAGUGGAAAAACAAGUUGUCUCUAUGUUAAAGCUACCAUCAUAUAUAUCUGAUGUAUGACACCGAAAUACUUACAAAGUUUGCGAGUAAAUAGAUACAGUAUGAUGAAAAUAGUAUCAAUCUCACAGAGAUUACCAAGCCAUUUUGAGAGAUAAUGAGCGAGCCAGACACGUCAUUGCGUGACAAAGAGUUAGGAACCACAGAUCUCUUCCCCACCAACAACAUUGCAAAUCAUGCAGAAUUUGUGAGAGCCAACAACGAUUACUUUGGGAAAAAUUAUGAUCCAGAAACUAAUAUUGUAGAUCCUGAAUGUAAGGAGGAUGAGCUACAAGUUUGAGAAGCUCUGCUAAACAAAUCCAACUUUAAUGAAACACUAAGCAUCAUGUCGCAGUACUGAUAAGUGCUAAACAAGAAAUACAAAUUACAAACAUAAUAAAACGAUAGCUUCCUCUACAAUGUCUGCUCUUACUGCGAUGACGACUGAUAGGGUGUCCAUAUCUUCCCAUUUAUUUGAAGAAUUAAUCUUGAUGCACAAGAAAGAGUUAACAAGCAAAAGUCUCCCUGCAGACACCGGCUUCGGUUGUGUGUGUUUGUCUCCAUCUCCGGGUAUGAAUUGAAUGUCACGGAUGAACAACUUCUAGAUUUAUGGCUAAGUCCUCCUGAAAUCCAAAUGAGAACCAUGAUUUAUAAUCUACAAACCCCGUUUCCAUAUGAGUUGGGAAAUUGUGUUAGAUGUAAUUAUAAAUGGAAUACAAGGAUUUGCAAAUCCUUUUCAACCCAUAUUCAAUUGAAUGCACUACAAAGACAAGAUAUUUGAUGUUCAAACUCAUAAACGUUAUGUUUUUUUUUGCAAAUAAUAAUUAACUUAUAAUUUCAUGGCUGCAACACGUGCCAAAGUAGUUGGGAAAGGGCAUGUUCACCACUGUGUUACAUGGCCUUUCCUUUUAACAACACUCAGUAAACGUUUGGGAACUGAGGAGACACAUUUUUUAAGCUUCUCAGGUGGAAUUCUUUCCCAUUCUUGCUUGAUGUACAGCUUAAGUUGUUCAACAGUCCGGGGGUCUCCGUUGUGGUAUUUUAGGCUUCAUAAUGCGCCACACAUUUUCAAUGGGAGACAGGUCUGGACUACAGGCAGGCCAGUCUAGUACCCGCACUCUUUUACUAUGAAGCCACGUUGAUGUAACAUGUGGCUUGGCAUUGUCUUGCUGAAAUAAGCAGGGACGUCCAUGGUAACGUUGCUUGGAUGGCAACAUAUGUUUCUCCAAAACCUGUAUGUACCUUUCAGCAUUAAUGGCGCCUUCACAGAUUCAACAUUCAAGAUUCAAGAUUCAAGAUUAUUUAUUGUCAUAUGCACAGUUAAACAGACAGUUUGCCGUACAAUGAAAAUCUUACUUUCUAGUCCACCCUUCAACAAGUCACACGGUACUUAGCUAAAAUAAAAAUAAAAAUAAAAAUAAAAAUGUAUAUACAAGGCACAGUAAGUAACAUUACAUUAUUGCACAUUCUGAUUGACAGUCAACAGUAUAAAUAUGGAGGUGACAUUGGGUCACAGCAGCAGUUAAAGUGUCUUUAGUGAUCAAAGGUGAAAAGUGUCUACAGUGAUGGUUCACAGUUCGGGGGUGGUCAUGGUAGCUGUCUUUUGUUCAAAAAGAUAAAAGUAAAACGGGGGGGAAGAGUAGCUAGCAUUCACAAGUUAGCAUUCACAAGCCUGAUGGCCUGUGGGUAGAAACUGUUUGUCAGUCUCUUACUCCUGGAUUUCAGGCUCCUGUAUCAUCUGCCUGAUGGUAGGAGGCUGAAGAGACUGUGCUGGGGGUGUGUACUGUCCUUUAUGAUGUUGUGUGCUCUCCUGGUGGUCCUGGUAGAGUACAUGUCCUGUAGUGAGGGGAAGGCUGCUCCUGAUAUGUACUAAGCAGUUUUAAUCACUCGCUGGAGUGCCUUCCUGUCCUUAGCAGUGCAGUUUCCAUACCAGACCGUGAUUGAGCUUGUAAGGACACUCUCAACCGUACUUCUAUGGAAGUUGCUGAGAAUUUUGGGUGGCAUGCCAAAUUUUCUCAGCCUUCUUAGGAAGUACAGUCGCUGCUGGGCUUUCUUUAUUGUUUGUUGGGUGUUGUGAUCCCAGGUGAAGUCCUUGCUGAUGUGGGUCCCGAGGAAUUUAAAUGUUUUCACCCUGUCCACCUUUGUGUAGUGUGUACUCCUUCUCCGUGGGUCAAUAAUCAUCUCCUUGGUCUUGUCUGUGUUCAAGGAGAGAUUAUUAUCCUGACACCAGGCUACCAGUUCCGCUACCUCCUUUCUGUACGCUGCCUCAGCUCCCCCGGUGAUCAGUCCGACGAUCGUAGUAUCAUCUGCAAACUUGAUGAUACUGGUGUUGUUCUGGGAGGCCACAUAGUCGUGUGUGAAGAGGGUGUACAAUAGGGGGCUCAGCACGCAGCCUUGGGGGGUCCCUGUGCUUAGAACCUUUGUGCCUGAUGUCUGAUUUCUGAUUCUGACUGACUGACGGUUUGUGAGAAAGUUCAGGACCCAGUCACAGAGAGUUGGUGUCAGACCAACAGUGAGGAGUUUAGCAGUGAGUUUUUGUGGGAUGACCGUGUUAAAAGCAGAGCUGUAGUCAAUGAAUAAUAGCCUGGCAUAGGUGACCUUGCCCUCUAAGUGGGUGAUGGUGGUGUGGAUGACGGUGUUGACUGCAUCCUCAGUGGACCGGUUCUGCCGGUAGGCAAACUGUAGAGGGUACAGUGUGUCUGGGAUGGUCUUCUUGAUGUGUGACAUGACUAUCCUCUCGAAGCACUUCAUCACUGUUGGGGUGACCUGUCAUUCAGACAGGUCACAGUGUUUUUCUUUGGCAGGGGCACGAUGGUGGUGGUCUUGAAGCAGGUGGGCACAACAACUUGUGCUAGUGACAAGUUGUAUAUGUCAGCAAGUACGUCAGCCAGCUCUGAUGAACACACCCUGAGGGCCUGGCAAGGGAUGUUGUCUGGGCCGGCUGCCUUCCGUGGGUUUGUUCUCCUCAGAACUAUACCUACCUCUGCUGUUGUCACAGUGAGUGGUGGGUCCUGCGUGCGCUCCGUGGUCAGAACCCCUCUCUGUUGGUUGGUGUUGAGGACCUCGAAGCUAGCAAACAUUCUCAUUCAGCUCAUCUGGCAGUGAGCGUUGGCUGUUUGUGACCCCCCUGCUUGUAGUCUGUGAUGUGUUGGCUGUUUGUGACCCCCCUGCUCCCCUGCUUGUAGUCUGUGAUGUGUUGCAGGCCUUGCCACAUGCGCCGGGAAUGUGUAAGUUACCCAUGUCUUGGGCACUAAUACACCCCUAUACCAUCACAGAUGCUGGCUUUUCAACUUUGCGCCUAUAACAAUCCGGAUGGUUCUUUUCCUCUUUGGUCCGGAGGACACGACGUCCACAGUUUCCAAAAACAAUUUGAAAUGUGGACUCGUCAGACCACAGAACACUUUUCCACUUUGUAUCAGUCCAUCUUAGAUGAUCUCAGGCCCAGCGAAGCCGACGGCGUUUCUGGGUGUUGUUGAUAAACGGUUUUCGCCUUGCAUAGGACAGUUUUAACUUGCACUUACAGAUGUAGCGACCAACUGUAGUUACUGACAGUGGGUUUCUGAAGUGUUCCUGAGCCCAUGUGGUGAUAUCCUUUACACACUGAUGUCGCUUGUUGAUGCAGUACAGCCUGAGGGAUCGAA